CCACGCCGGCGUUCGCGAAGAUGGGCCUCGGCGUCGACGUGUGCGACAUGAGCCCAGUGCAGUCGUGGCUGUCGGCCUCGGGACUCGCAGCGCCUGCGGAACUGCCCGAGCUGAAGGAGGUGAUGUUUUCGGGCAACGAGGACAUAUGCGGCAAGAGCUUCGUCGGCAACAAGCUCUUUGGUUCCGCUCCGGACGUCUCGUGGGGUGGUCGUCUGGACAGUAUCCCGCUCGCGCAUCACUUGAAGCACACUGUCGUGCUCUUGGACAUCGACGCCGAGGACGGGCCGUAUCUGCACAUGCUCGUCACCGACGCCCGCAAAGGCAACGUGUGGCGCGGCAGCACGAUGGCGAUGAACUACCAGCCGCCACGCGCGACGCGCGAGGCGCACAGGUACGUCUUCCUGCUGCUCCAGCAGCAGCAGGGUCACACGGUGCUACAGCUUCCACGAGGCGAGAGCCGGCACUCGGACCGCGAGGCGUGGUCGCUCGAGCGCUUCCUGGCACACAACGGCGGGCGGCUCACCCUGGCGGCAGCCUCCUGGUUCUCCUACAAAGGCAAAGACAAGACCGAGCUCUAAGAGGGUGAGAUGGGAGGAGCGCGAGCGCGAGCGCUGGCUUGCGUCUCGGGGACGACCAGAGAGCGGCGCGAGUAGCGUGCGCGCACGGCCACGGGGCUGACUGACUUUUCUGUCUGUGAGUUCUGUGAGGUCUAUACCUAGCUCCUAGGGCAAGGCCCC
Molecule: messenger RNA, 737 nt
Organism: Emiliania huxleyi CCMP1516
Lineage: Eukaryota; Haptophyta; Isochrysidales; Noelaerhabdaceae
Exons: 3
Coding region: 21-578 (185 amino acids)
Source: RefSeq, a predicted model, not a curated record